AUGAACGUCACAAGCUAUCGUUACUAUAAACUCAAUUAUGUUGUCCUGAAGUUUCUCAGGCUAUGGAACACGGAGGCUACAACGCCGGAGAUACUUGUGAGGCUGGCUAUGCUUUAUUGCUUCUUCAUGUGCACAGUUCUUCAGGUGAAGUUUUUGUUUGCACGCAUCGAAGGUGACUGGAACGCAUUGGAAAACAUGGACGAGUACAGCGUGUUAAAUAAGUACACCGUAUUCAGCAAAUUCUUGCUGAACGCUUAUAUAUUAUUCUCAGUACCAUUUGGGGGAGCUCUAAUAACGUAUGGAUACACGCCGAUCAUUCUUGAUAUCGUGAUGCCGUUGAACGAAUCACGUCCCCGAGAACUCAUGAUGUUAGCCGAAUUUUUCGUCAUCGAUCCGGCUGAGCACUUCGUACCGAUCAAUCUUUUUGUGUCUGUCGUUGCCGUCGUGGGAAUUACGCUAAUAAUAGUUACCGAUGGAUCAUACGUUAUGUUUAUAAUGCACAACUGUGCCAUGUUCAAAAUAGCUGGGUAA
This is a messenger RNA of Megalopta genalis, 531 nucleotides long. NCBI's taxonomy places the organism in Eukaryota, Metazoa, Arthropoda, Insecta, Hymenoptera, Halictidae. The record is from RefSeq and is a predicted model, not a curated record.